Messenger RNA from Cryptosporidium ubiquitum, 1371 nucleotides. RefSeq lists its product as uncharacterized. Gene Ontology annotation, molecular function: single-stranded DNA 5'-3' DNA exonuclease activity. Gene Ontology annotation, biological process: interstrand cross-link repair. The transcript has a single exon. The record is from RefSeq and is a predicted model, not a curated record. NCBI's taxonomy places the organism in Eukaryota, Apicomplexa, Conoidasida, Eucoccidiorida, Cryptosporidiidae. Gene Ontology annotation, cellular component: nucleus. The coding region runs from base 1 to 1371 and encodes 456 amino acids.
AUGAAUAUUUCAUCGUUUAGAAUAAAAAGAAGGAAAAAAAGCGAAGAAGAUGACGAUGAAAAAAAGGAAGAUCCAAGUUAUCAACAAUUAUUAGAAAUUGUUGCUCCAAUUAAUAAAUUUAAGAGUAAGCCAGCAUUAGGAGUGACUACAUUUUCAAGGCAAAUGUGGUGCGAAAAAAGUUUAGAGAUUUGUCUUGAGAAGAAUAUUAAAAUCACAAGUAAAGCCAUUGAAGAGGGCAUUAAACACCAUGAAGAGUUGGAAUUAGAAGAUCACCAAGUUUUAAGUGUAAUUGUAGAGAAUGAAUACGAAAAAAUUUCUAUUGAAAUGCUGAGUAUUUUAAAUUUAUUAGAUGGGUUAAUAGAAAGAGGAUAUGUUCGUGAGCUUCCAAUAAUGGGGUUUUACAAAGGAAUAAUGCUAAGAGGAAUAAUUGAUUCGUUACAAUUAAAACCAAAACUAAAUGAAAUUGGUGAAACUAUUAACGCUAAGUAUACACCAAAAAACAUUAAUAAGUUUAUUAUUUUGAUUACAGAUACAAAAACUAGAAGAAAUACAACUCUUCCAAGCAAUGCUCAACAAAAAACUACAGUUUUACAACUGGGAUUAUAUAGAAAAAUUUUAGCUGAAAUGAUUAAUUCUGGAAAAACCUGGAAGUCUUGCCAUUCAAAUUUAACAGAUUCUACUGCAAUAAAAAAACACUUAAGCUCUUUUUCCAAAAUGGAUUUGUUAAGUUGUUGCUCUGGUUGUAGAUUCUUGAAUAAUAUAUUCGAAUUCCAUAACUUAGACCCAUCCAUUUCUUUUUCAGAAUUUCAAGAAUUGGAAAGUGAAAGAAGAAAGCAGUGUUCAAAAGAACAAAAGGAAAUUAAAGAUGUUGAAAGUGAGGCUGUGGUUCAUUAUGAAAAUGAAAACAAAACUCAGUCUGUUGAAGAUUCUGAUACUGAAUCUGAGGUUGAUACUGACGGGAAAAGUGUACUUAGUGAAUUUGAAAAUGCUCUUGAAAUUGGUUUCAACUUACUACUUAGUUUUUCAAAGCUUCCAGAUAUUCAGCCAGAAAUGAAAGUUGAGUAUGACUGUCAAGGGAAGACCUUUCUUACGAAAUGGUACAGGUCCCCAAAACAAACUAUUGAUCUUGAGUUAGACUACUUAUUAGGAUGGUGGCUUGGAUCUAGAGAAACUGAAUUCGUACGGAUCUCAGAGGCAUGGAAAUGCAAGUUUUGUAAUGUAAUUGAAUACUGCCAAGUAUGUCCUCUCUCUUUAGAAGAAAGAGAAAAAUGCAUAGAACAAAUCCAUCAAAGUGAAUUAGAGUCAUUACUACUUAAGGAUUUGGAAGAAUCAUCAUCUAAAGAACUUAUUUCAGAAUUAAAAUGUUCUUAA